ACCAUGGGUAUAGUGAGAUCUCCAAAAUACCUUCCCAGUGAAGACAACAAUCAGAUCGAGGCAGGAUUAGAUCAUUUAACUACAGAGCAGUGGGAAUCAACAUUGUAUUAUAAUUUGGUGAGUGUCGCGGUGGUCCUGGUGAUGGCUUUGGUAAUUUUCGCCGCAAUGAGCUACCAAUGUGCAGCGACUUGGCGCUGGAUCAAGGACAAAACGUGCAGGGACUACGCAGAAACGGAUUCGUCUAGCACUAAGCAGACCGCGAUAAGGAUAAGCCAUUCUUUGCCAGACCUUCAAACCGAGCCGCUCAAACAAGAGUACGUGCAGGAGCACAAAGAUAAUAAAAAGGUGCUGCGACAGACAACUCUUCCAAUUGUACCGACCAGACAUCAGACGUUUCAGAGGCAAUUGUCCCACCGUUUGGAAAUGCCGACAACGAUUCAAUUCAGCAUCUGCAGUCUCGAGCAUAAAAGCGAAUCUAGCCUUAUCGGACUGAUAAAGCCUGAGUUGUACAAGAAAGAGUUGGUUCGUCAAUCGUCUGCAGAUUCGGCAGGACCAGAGAUGGAAUUCUGCGGCAUACUGCAUUUUUCUUUGCGCUACGACAAGGACGUAGAAGGACUCGUCGUGAAGGUAUUCGAGGGUAGAGAUUUGCCGGUAAAGGACGUAACUGGCAGCAGUGAUCCCUACAUAAAGAUUUAUCUGCUCCCCGAUCGUAAAAAGAAAUUCCAAACAAAGGUACAUCGGAAAAAUCUGAAUCCCGUAUUCAACGAGACCUUCAUAUUCAGUGUUUCGUAUGAGGAGUUGCGUGUUCGUUAUUUGCAGUUUUCUGUAUACGAUUUCGACCGGUUUUCCCGGCACGAUCUAAUCGGACACGUGGUGCUAAAGGGUCUCCUUGAGUCGACGGAUCUGCAACAGGAAAUGGAGUACACAAUGAAUAUACUGUGUCCGCCCCAGGAUAAAGUCGACCUAGGAGAAUUAAUGCUAUCUCUGUGCUACUUGCCGACGGCCGGGAGAUUAACAGUGACUAUAAUAAAAGGGCGCAACUUGAAAGCGAUGGAUAUAACAGGGAAAUCAGACCCGUACGUCAAAGUGUACUUGCUGUGCCAGGGGAAGAGGAUCAAAAAGAAGAAAACUUCGGUAAAACGGAACACCCUCUGCCCAGUGUACAAUGAGGCUCUGGUUUUCGAUGUGCCAGCUGAAAAUAUCGAAGACGUCUGUUUGAUCGUCAAAGUCAUAGACUACGAUAGGAUUGGCGCGAACGAAUUAAUGGGUUGCACAGCGAUAGGAUCGAAUUUCAUAGGUGUUGGGAAAGACCAUUGGCUUGAAAUGUUGGACAAUGCUAGAAAACCUGUUGCUCAAUGGUACACCCUUACCGAAUCAAUACCAGGCCACAUCCCCGAAGGAUUUUCCGAAGCAUUGCCAAUCAGCCUGAGCUGUUUACAUAGCAGGUGAACAAACUAAGAAGACAUUUUUUUGGAUUGGAGGUUGUUUGAUUGAAAUUUUUGUAAUUGGAGGUGCUGUGAAAAAAAAAAUUAGUCGGCAAACGAAACAAAAUAAUUAAUAAAAAAAAAAUGUCAUUAAACGUGUUUGUUGAACAAGAUAACAGUAAAUAAUGUCAUUAUAAUCGUGUGUAUUCAAAGCAGAAAAAAAAAUAA
Messenger RNA from Nicrophorus vespilloides, 1652 nucleotides. RefSeq names its product synaptotagmin-10-like. The transcript has 10 exons. Gene Ontology annotation, cellular component: membrane. Gene Ontology annotation, biological process: cellular response to calcium ion; calcium-ion regulated exocytosis; regulation of calcium ion-dependent exocytosis. Gene Ontology annotation, molecular function: SNARE binding; clathrin binding; calcium-dependent phospholipid binding. Lineage: Eukaryota; Metazoa; Arthropoda; Insecta; Coleoptera; Silphidae. The coding region runs from base 4 to 1449 and encodes 481 amino acids. The record is from RefSeq and is a predicted model, not a curated record.